This is a messenger RNA of Micropterus salmoides (largemouth bass), 5219 nucleotides long. RefSeq names its product major facilitator superfamily domain containing 6a (gene mfsd6a). NCBI's taxonomy places the organism in Eukaryota, Metazoa, Chordata, Actinopteri, Centrarchiformes, Centrarchidae. Gene Ontology annotation, biological process: antigen processing and presentation of exogenous peptide antigen via MHC class I. The record is from RefSeq and is a predicted model, not a curated record. Gene Ontology annotation, cellular component: plasma membrane.
CGGCUUGACGGUUAUGUGUCGCUCGGGGCAGGUGGACGAGCUGCUGUUGUUCUCAAUACAAAGAGAGCAGCGCCGGAGAAACACUGAAACAAAAACAUGAACACGUCUCUCUAAAUUUAAGCAGUAUCUGUUAUAUUAAAAGAAGUAAUCAUGGCGGGUUUUGUGUAAAAAAAAAGAAAUGCCGGGCCGAGUGGAGAGAAAUACAACAGAAACUGCGCAGUCAUAGUUUAAUGGGAGCGGUGACCUGAGCAGAUAUGGCAGCUGACGACAAGGUUGCCAUCCUGUCAGAGGACGAGGAGGAGCAGAAGAGGAGGUACGUGUUGGCCGAGCCGUUCAACAGCCUGUCAGUGGAGGGGCAGGCGGGAGUCUCCGAGGCACCAGAGCCCUCCUCGGACUCGCUUUCCGAGCAGCCGCCGGACUCGACGCCAGAAUCUAUAGACUGCUGCGAGAGGAUGUGCCUCCGCGUCAACAGCCGCCUCCUCAUCUCAAAAGUCUUCUACUUCUUCUUCUACUCCGCCUACGGCUCGCUGCACCCUCUGCUCGCCGUUUACUACAAGCAGCUCGGCAUGUCAGCCAGUCGAAGCGGGCUGCUCGUCGGCAUCCGCUACUUCAUCGAGUUCUGCAGCGCCCCCUUCUGGGGCGUGGUGGCGGACCGCUUCAAGAAAGGGAAGGCCGUCCUGCUGUUUUCUGUCCUGUGCUGGUUGGUGUUCAACUGCGGCAUCGGCUUUGUCAAACCAGCUGAGAUGAAGUGUAUUGAAAAAGGCAGUACUCCGUUAACGACGGUGGCGCCGGUGAUGACUACUCUACCACCCGUUAACUUCACGCAGCUGAGCAACCACACCAGACGUCGCCGGAGCUUUCUAGACCUCCCCGGGCUUCCUGAACUCCUGGACUAUGUCACCGUGCUCCACAGGCAAGAGCGAAGCCUAGACGCCAACACCACUUCAGCUCCCUUCAGUCCGGGUAACACCACCCAGCAAACGCCAAACACCACCCUCCAUACCACGACCACGACCACAACCACAACCACCGCCUCCACUGCUCCGACAGCAGCCAAGAAGAACCAGAUCAUCUUCAACAAGGACCAGGUGGAGUCCAUCUUCCUGCUCAUCCUGCUCGUCAUCAUUGUGGGCGAGUUCUUCAGCGCUCCCGCCAUCACCAUCGUGGACACCGUCACCCUGCAGUACCUCGGCAAAGCUCGCGACCGCUACGGCCUGCAGAGGAUGUGGGGCUCGCUGGGCUGGGGUCUGGCCAUGCUGCUGGUGGGCAUCUGGAUCGACCACACACACAUCACCGUCACGAUCGAUGGCGUGGGCUGCACCGUGCCCGAGUACCGCCUCCACAACUACCAAAUCGCCUUCAUUGUGUUUGGUGUGCUGAUGGGCGUGGCGUUCAUCGUUGCCACUCAGUUUUACUUUGAAAAAGGUGGCAACUACCAGCUUGAGCUUCCAGAGGGGGUGGUGGCGGAGGCAGAGGGUCCGAGAGCGUCGCCCGAGUCCUCGGGCCAGACCACUAUCGGCCCUGACCCUGCUCAGGACUUCAGCUACGCCGAUCUCCUAAAGCUCCUCUGCAGCGUGCGCUACAGCUCCGUCCUGUUCGUCGCCUGGUUCAUGGGCUUCGGCUACGGCUUCGUCUUCACCUUCCUGUACUGGCACUUGGAGGACCUGAAGGGGACCACCACGCUGUUCGGCGUCUGCUCCAUCCUGAGCCACGUCUCAGAGCUCGGCGCCUACUUCACCAGCCACAAGUUGAUCGAGCUGGUCGGACACGUCAGGGUGCUUUACAUCGGCCUGGCCUGCAACACAGCUCGCUACCUUUACAUCUCCUACCUGGAGAACGCCUGGACCGUCCUGCCCAUGGAGGUCCUUCAAGGUGUGACCCACGCCUCAGUUUGGGCAGCCUGUAUCUCCUUCCUGAGCGCGGCCGUCCCGCCGGCCCUGAGGACGUCUGCGCAGGGCAUCCUGCAGGGCCUUCACCUCGGCCUGGGCCGCGGCUGUGGAGCCAUGGUGGGAGGAGUGUUUGUCAACUACUUUGGUGCUGCAGCGACGUUCAGAGGAAUCGGCAUGGCCUCCCUCGUCAUCCUCCUCAUCUUCGCCUUCAUCCAGUUUCUGACUGGAGAGGCUGAAGGGAAAGAGGACAAAAUGCUGGCUGAAAACAUCCCGGUCCCCUUCAGCCCGGUUCCCAUCGCCACCAUCGACCUGGUGCAGGGCCAGAACGACGCCGGUAGCCCCGCCCCGGCCCGCAACGCUCCUCCGUUGCCCAUCAAGAAGACCAAACACCAGGAGGAGCAGGAGGACUUGAACAGGCCGGCCUGGGUGCUCUCUGGCGCCCCCUGGGUCACCAUCGCCUUCUCCAUCGUCCAGAUCAAAGAGAUGAUGACGAUGUUGAAGGCUGCUGGACCGCCGCCGGAGACUCAACCACUGCAGGUACCUAAUGAGCAGGCGUCGGCCGAGUACAGGGCGGUGGCGACAUCGCACAGAAACUCGAGUGAUGACGGCACAGAAACACCCGCACAAAUAAACGCCACCCACCCGGCACCCUUUGACUCUAACAAGGACAAAGACCAAACGCACCCAUGCUCAGACAGAGGAGAGGCUGCAGAAAACCCUUUCACAUCAGGAAACCCAAAGUGACGGUUCAUUUAGAAACUAUUUAAUUUAAACACACACUGACCUACAAAAAUAUCAAUCUAAACAAGUCUGUUUGUCUUGAAUUCAGCCUAAAACCUGAGUCUUCCUAGAAAUCUGUCGGUAUCAUGACAAAACUAUUAUUUAUGUACAAUUAUUGUUAAAAAAUUAACUAUUAUUAAAAAUAUCUUAUAACAAGUUGGAAAGGCUAACUUGAAGAUGUUUUUAAGACUCACAACUUGUUUUAAUUGAUUGUUUUUUUGAACGAGGAGUUUCAGGUUAAAUGUUUGGAUGAACCUGGAGGUGCGUUUGUUGGCGUUUGCCCGUCAGAGGUGGACGAAUCCAGCUCACCUCGGAGUGCUGUGCGCUAUAUUUAAUACCUUUCACUGCCUGAGUGUGAAGGAAAAAACCCUUCAAAUGUAAAAAACAAAGAUGAUGUGCCUCUUGAUGAGUUUUAUUUAUUUCAUUUGCUUAAAAAGUGAAGAAAUCUGACAAAAUGGUUUGGUUCCACAAUAACCGAGAGAGCGAACAGUGAAGUGAGGCGGAUAUCAAUGAGAUUAAAUUAAAUCGCCACUAACGAUGAAAACUAAAGAGUUAAUUACAGAAUGAAUGGCUGUUGCAGACGUCUUAAAUCCUGUCUCUUGCCUGCUGUAGGCAGUGAUGUUGGAUAUAAAAUGUUUCUGUAUGUGAUUACAGGCUGUCGGGAGACGUUGCACACCUCUAAAUCAAAAGUGUGGUUGUUGUGAUGGGGCUGCAGGAGGCUGUUUAAACACUGCAGCAGCAGCGGGACGCACAUACUGUUGGUUUCAACUCAAAUUAAUUGUUUAUUUUUGAUUGGUUAAGGUAUCCAUCAAUUUUACGUUGCUAUUAGGAAUUAUUGUUACAUACCUCUGAGAAAUAUAUUGGUUUUGCGUCAUACUUUGGCCGUAUGAUCAUAAAUUUUUAAUAUUAAAUUGGAUUUUCUUUGUAUUAAAAUGUCUUAAAUUUAGCUUGUUAAACCCGACAGGGACCUGUUACGAUAUCAGAUCCAGACGGAUCCAAAACUGUCACUUCCUUGACCUACAAAAGUAUUAAAUUUAAAAUGAGUAAGGCAGAGAGUUUAGGUACUCAACGGUUGAAAGCUCCAUAAGGAGCUAGUAAGUGGACCUUGAGUUCAGAUGCUUUUGUCAAACUGAAGAGAUUUGAAACCUUUAAAAUUGUUGCUGCUCUCGACCACACAAUCUCACCAGAGGAUCCGGUUACUAGCCGUUCUGGAGCUUUCAGUCAUGUCACAUGAUCUUCCUCAGCAGAUGGAUCUGAUUCAAGACGAUUGUGGGAUUCGAUCGAAGCUCCAGAACAGAAAAAAACCCCACACAAAUACUAACUUAAGGGCCACUUACUUUUUUUUUUUUAUGACUGUUUACGACCAUAUCUGAAAGUCUUUCUAAUAGUAUGGAGUUUGCUCAGUGAUUAAGGCAGUAAGGGAGCCAGUGAGUGAGCUCCACCCGCUGAGGCAGACAAUGACAUGCAGUUGAAAGCUACAGGGAAUAAAUUUGUAAGCAGGCCUUGAGUUAAGUUUUUUGUUGUUGAGUUGUUUUUUGUCAAACUGCUGCAAAACUUCAGACAACUUUGCAAUUUCUUGACCAACUUCAACUGCUAUUAAUAAAGUAAGUAAAGUAACUCAGAGGGAUACGUGGUUAAAAGCUCUGGAAGGAACUAGUAAGUGGACCUUGAGUGACUAAGAGAUUGAAAGGAUUCAACCUUAAAAAUUGUUCCACAAAACAGUUUCUCCAUAAUGCCAAUUUACACAAUUUCACAAAAUCUUUUAGUAGCUGUUCUGGAGCUUUCAGUCAUGUCACUUGAUCUUCCUCAGCUGAUGGAAAUGAGAUUGUGUGAAGCUCCAGAACGGCUACAAUGGUAACUCAAAGGCCACUUACUAACUGACCACAUCCAACAGUCUUCCUGAAUGGAUGGCAUUUCAGUAAUUAAGAUUUAUAAACGUAUUUAAUUGUUAUUGAGCUUCUUUCGCUGCUCCGUGAGGUUGGGAACCGGUCUAAUACUUGUAAAUAAUUGAAUCACUUAAUCUCGUUUCCAGUGCAGGUUCACACGUCGGGAACCUUCUUGUUUCAGAUUUCGUCACUUCUUUCAAAACAAAAAUCCAAUUUUGUAACUCCUAAAGAAGUGCCUCAUUUAAACAUAAUGUUAUUGUUCUAACUUAUUACUAUGAGAUGUCGAGCAAGGAGCCCUUUAGUGCCCUACACUCCUACAGUAAUAUCUGCCUUCUUCAACACAUGAGGGUUUUUUCAAAGCUCGAUUCCAAUAUUUUUGUAUUGAAGCUGCCAAAAGCCGACACACAUUAUAUUUACUUUCAUGCCAAACAAUUCCCAAAGUAUUUAGUGUUUCUGUGUCGUCUGCGUGGAAAAAACCCUCAGAAACAGAAUUAGAUGAAUGAAAUUCUGUUUCACAGGAAGUUUAAUUAUUGAAUUAAAGGAUGAUUUGGAAAAAGUGUGAAGAAAAAUGUAAUGUUUUCCAGCCUGUUCUGUUGUAUGUCAUGAAGGACAAUCUCAGCCCUUUUAACACGGUAUCAUUAAAAAGAUCUAAAAUUAAACCCCA